AUGGAGAAUAAUUAUCCUUUCUUCAUCUUCUCCACUCUGCUAAUUAUAAUACUCAGUAGCACCAUUAACAGUAAAACGUCCUUAGCCACCACAACCGAUGAAAACGCACUUGUCCAUUUCAAAACUUCCAUCACCUCCGACCCUUACCGUAUCUUGGCCACAAACUGGUCGACUGACACUUCUUCUUCCUCCGUUUGUCAAUGGAUUGGUGUUUCGUGCGGCAUCAAACACAAUAACAGAGUCACGGGACUUAACAUUUCCGGUUUUGGCCUCAGAGGAACUCUGUCCCCACAUCUUGGGAACUUGACGUUUUUAAGAUACUUAGACAUCAGUUAUAAUAAUUUCACGGGGCCCAUACCUCGUGAGCUGUCUCGUCUGCGCCGCCUGAGGUCUAUGGAUAUGGGAUUCAACUCGUUUGCCGGACAAAUACCAACCUGGUUUGGGGAGUUAACUCAACUCGAGAUAAUGCGUCUGAACAACAACACGUUCACAGGGUCCAUACCUCAAGAGUUGUCCCUCUUGCAGCGCCUGAGGCUUAUAGAUAUGGAAGCCAAUUCAUUGACCGGACAAAUUCCGGUGUGGUUUGGCGCUUUACCUCAGCUUGAGCUACUGAACCUUAGAAACAACAAACUCAGGGGAAAAAUUCCGGAGGAGAUUGGCAAUUGUUCUUCCCUGCAAAUACUAUAUUUGUCGCAUAACCAGUUGACUGGCUCCAUUCCCAUUCCAUCAAAUAUAGGCAACUGCACAAAUCUUGAGGUCCUUUCGUUAUCCACCAACCGUUUCAAUGGGGGAAUCCCAAGCGAAAUUGCAAGGUUGAGCAUGCUUAGGAGGUUGUAUCUGUGGACUAACGAGUUUACAGGUACUUUACCAAAAGAGCUGAAUAAGUUGGCAUUCCUUGAGACGUUCUACGUGGCCUUCAAUCAAUUGUCUGGAUCAAUCCCACCAUGGAUCUUCAACAUAUCAACUUUGAAGAUUUUAAAUCUUUCACAGAAUCGUUUCAAUGGAAUUCUUCCCCUCUCUCCCGAGCUCUCUCUUACAAAUCUAAUAGAAUUGCAUUUGUCGAGCAAUGAACUCAAUGGGGAGAUUCCGAUUUCGAUCACCAAUGCUUCUAAUUUAUAUAGAUUGGAAUUGUCAAAUAACUCAUUCAUUGGCACCAUACCCAACUUGGGCAACUUAAGGCUCUUGCGUAAGCUUCGCAUUUGGCGUAAUUCUCUGAGUGGAUUAAGAUUUCUCUCUUCAUUAGCUAAUUGCCAGUUUUUGGAGGAGUUAGUGAUUUCGUUCAACCCACUUAACGGCGUCCUCCCUGAUUCCAUUGGGAAUUUAUCAAAAUCUCUUACAUUCUUUGGGGCACAUGGCUGCAACAUUAAUGGAGGUAUUCCUUCUACCAUCGGAAACCUGAUUGGUCUGCAACUUUUAGAUUUAGGAGAAAAUCAAAUCACAGGAGUUAUACCUCCAACAUUAGGGAAAUUAAAUCGACUUCAAAGAUUACUUCUUAAUGCCAAUCAACUGCAUGGGUUUAUCCCUCAAGAGAUUUGUGGGAUGAGUAAUAUAGGUGAAUUGUACCUGAAUGAAAAUAACCUCACAGGUCCCAUACCUGAAUGCUUCGGUGAGCUUAAAUCCCUACGAAAUGUCUACUUAGAUUCCAACAAGUUGAAUUCCAGCAUACCUCUCAACUUUUGGAACUUGAAGGACCUUUUGUUUCUCAACUUGUCCUCAAACCGUUUGAGUGGUCAACUUCCGUAUGAAAUUGCAGGUUUGAGACAACUAAAUCAACUAGAUUUGUCUUGCAAUCAAUUUUCCGGAGGCAUUCCAAGAUCAAUCGAUGGUUGUGAAUCAUUAACAUCUCUAAAUUUGUCGGAUAACAAAUUUGAAAGAUCCAUUCCUCCAUCACUGGGGAAUAUCAGAACCUUGAGGGAAUUGGAUUUAUCGAAUAAUGAUCUUUCGGGGCUGAUCCCAGAGUCCUUAGAGGGCCUCAAAUUCCUUCAAUACUUUAACGUGUCAUACAACAAAUUGGAAGGAAUGAUUCCAACAGGUGGCCCUUUUGUUAACAUUACUGCUCAAUCUUUUCUUCACAACUCUGCUCUUUGUGGAGAUCAAAGAUUUCAAGUGCCUCCAUGCAUUGGGAAUAAUCUCAAUAACUCUAGACUGAAGAAAGUUGGUCGGCUGAUGAAGUAUAUUGGGCCUUCAUUCAUUUCAGUGAUCGUAUUAACAGCCAUAAUACUAUUUGUGUUUGUGAGGACACGAAAACAAAAAAGCGGGACUGCUUCUGCUGAUGAUGUUUCGCUUGGUGUUACUUGGAGACGAAUCUCAUACAUAGAACUUGUUAGGGGAACUGAUGCCUUCAGCGAAACAAACUUACUUGGAAAAGGCAGCUUUGGUUCGGUUUUCAAAGGGGUGCUUUCUGAUGGACUAGAUGUUGCAGUGAAAGUCUUCAACUCGCAAUUAGAAAGAGUUAUCCGCAGUUUUGAUACGGAAUGUGAAAUACUUAGCAGCAUUCGACACAGAAACUUGGUCCAAAUAAUUGGUUGUUGUAGCAACACAGAAUUCAAAGCUUUGAUUCUCGGGUUCAUGCCAAAUGGCAGCCUCGAGAAAUGGUUGCACUUGGAAAACUGUGUCUUGGAUUUGAUAUCAAGGCUGCAAAUUGCAAUAGAUGUUGCAUUAGCCUUGGAAUACCUCCAUCAUGGCCAUACAUUCCCGGUCGUGCAUUGUGAUAUAAAGCCGAGUAAUGUAUUGCUUGAUGAGGAUAUGGUUGCCCACCUUUGUGAUUUUGGGAUCGCAAAGCUCUUUGAUGAUGGAGAGAAUAUUGUUCUUACGAAAACCUUGGGGACAAUUGGUUAUGCCGCACCAGAGUAUGGAUCAGGAGGCAGAGUGUCAACAAGUGCAGACGUUUAUAGCUAUGGCAUACUGUUGCUGGAAAUGUUCACGAGCAAGAAGCCGACUGAUGAUGUUUUCAAUGAAGAGAUGAGCAUGAAGGAGUGGGUACUUGAAGGUUUACGAGAAAAUGCAGUAGCUAAAAUCUUGGGCACUGAUUUGCUAGCAAGUGACGAUCAACAUUUUCAAGCAAGGGAAGAAUGUGUCUCUUCUAUCUUUGGUUUGGCAAUGAGAUGUUUGGCUGUUAUGCCCGACGAAAGGAUUAACAUGAUGGAAACAGCAGCUACACUGCAGAGGAUUAAAACGAAAUUUGUGGCUGACACUACAAGUCGUCAAUAA
Messenger RNA from Striga hermonthica, 3210 nucleotides. Lineage: Eukaryota; Viridiplantae; Streptophyta; Magnoliopsida; Lamiales; Orobanchaceae. The record is from the annotation of a GenBank genome assembly.